UGCCAUUCAUUCCCAUCCCCUGAGAAGAUGCUCCCAGGGAGGAUCUUCUGCCUGGUCCUGUGUGUAGUGGGCACUACCUGGGCAACUAAAGAUGAAGGAAGCUUCCUAGCCGAAGGAGGAGGAGUUCGAGGCCCCAGAGUUGUGGAACGUGUCCAGUCCUCUUGCAAAGAAACUGACUGGGAAUUCUGUUCCGAUGAUGAUUGGACAUAUAAGUGUCCUUCUGGCUGCAGGAUAAAGGGGCUAAUGGAUGAAAGCAAUGAAGAUUUCAAUAAUAGAAUUACCAGGAUCAGAAACUUGUUGUUUGAUUAUCAAAGGAACAACAAAGAUUCUAGCUCAGUGACCAGAAACAUCAUGGAGUUUUUGAGAAGGAACAUGGCCAAUGACAACAAUAAUAAUAAUGCACUUAGCCAAGUGACAGAUGAUCUAAGAAGAAGAAUUGAAGUCCUAAAGCGCAAAGUGACUGAACAAGUACAAAAUAUUGUUUCUCUGCAGACCAACAUCCGUAAUCAAUUAGUGGAAAUGAAACGACUAGAGGUGGACAUUGAUAUCAAGAUCCGGUCCUGCAAAGGGUCAUGCAGCAGGUCUUUAGAACGUGAGCUUGACAUAAAGAGCUAUGAAGACUACCAGAAGCAACUUGAGCAGGUUGCAUCCAUCAAUUUAUACCCCAGUAAAGAGGUCCAAUACUUGCCCAAAUUGAAAAUGAAACAAGUGAAUUUUCUGGCUCCUGGGGAGUUCAAAAGCCAGGAUAGUACCGCAGAAUGGAAAGCAUUAACAGAGAUGAAGCAGAUGGAGAUGGUAUUGGAGAUACCAGGCAGAGAUAAGAAUUCCCCAACAGGUUCUUCUACUCAGGGAAUAGGCUCAGAACUUGGAAACACAAGAGGUUCUGGCAAUUAUAGAUUUGAAAGUUCUGGGAGUGAGAAUUUUGGAACCCAGAAUCCUGGAAGCACUGGAUCAAGACCCAGGGAGAACCCUGGAUCAGACAGCUUCAGACCUGAUAGCUCAGGGCAUGAGAGCAUUGGACAUGGGAGCUCAAGGCCUGCACAUCCAGAUUGGGGUCAUACAGAUUGGAGCAGAGCUGAGGAGCCAUCAGGGGAUGUGAGCUCAACGGCAAGUGGAACUUUCCAUGUGAGCAAACAAGUUUCUGGAGGAGAGAAAGAGUUUGUGCUGAGUGGAGGAAAGGCCACAUCUGGUGCCACCACUACCACCCGCCAUUCAUGUUCCAAAACUAUCACCAAGACUGUUGUGGGUCCUGAUGGCAAAAAGCAAGUGACCAAAGAAGUGGUCAACUCAGAGGACGGAGCUGAUUGCUCUGAUUUUGAUUUUGAGCACCCUGACGAAAGCUCAUUUUCUUUCACUGGCCUAAGUAGCCUAGAUGACUUCCGUCGUCGACAUCCUGAACAUGCUGACUUCUUCAACACCGGAACAACUGGGUCCAGAUUCCAUAGUACAACCCACCGAGGGGAUUCUAGAUAUGUUUCAGAGGCAUCCCAAGGAGCUGGUAGUAAAUUCUUUACUCAAGACUCAGGGUCACAUCUGGAUAUUGGAGAACCUGACUUUGUCCCCCACAGAGAAGCAAGCACUAGCUCAAGUCACAAAACAUCAGUAUCCAGUAGCAAGACUUUCAGCAAAGGAAACAAGAGCUUCAAAAUGGCGGACGAAGCUGAUGGGGAGUUUCAGAGAGAGGAAGGCACAUUCCUCCAAGCCCGUAGUAGCAAAAGAAGUCAUGGUAGAACCCGCAGUGCCCGAGACUGUGAUGAUGUCCUGCAAAUACACCCUUCAGGUGUCCCAAGUGGUCUUUUCAAUAUCAAGCCAGCAGGAUCCAGUAAGUUUGUUUCUGUUUAUUGUGACCAAGAGACCAGUUUGGGAGGAUGGCUUUUGAUCCAGCAGAGAAGGGAUGGAUCUUUGAAUUUUAACCGGACAUGGCAAGACUACAAAAAAGGUUUCGGCAAGGUCAAUGACGAAGGGGAUGGAGAGUUCUGGCUGGGUAAUGAAUACCUCCACUUGCUGACUCAGAGAGAGUCUGUCCUCCGGGUAGAACUGGAGGACUGGGAUGGGAAUGAAGUAUAUGCUGAGUAUAACAUCCAUGUUGGCUCUGAGGCAGAAGGGUAUGUUCUACAGAUUUCUUCCUAUGAAGGAAGUGCUGGAGAUGCUCUGAUUGAAGGUUCUGUGGAGGAAGGGCCUGAGUACACUUCUCACGCCAACAUGAAAUUCAGCACCUUCGACAGGGACAAUGACCAGUGGGAGGAGAACUGUGCUGAAAUGUAUGGAGGUGGCUGGUGGUACAACAACUGUCAGGGGGCCAAUCUAAAUGGUGUCUACUAUCCUGGGGGGCCUUAUGAUCCCAGAGACAAUAGUCCUUAUGAGAUUGAAAAUGGAGUGGUUUGGAUCCCUUUCCGGGGUUCUGACUAUUCCCUCAAGAGUGUUCGCAUGAAAAUUAGGCCCCUAGAGACCCACUGGCCAGAAUAGGAGGAAGAAAAGAAAGACUCUUUUGUUGUUAUGCUUGUGUCUUGAAGUUGGAAAAGAAGGCAGAGGGACAGAGGAGUUAGGGGGAAUGGGUCCUUGAGUUCCAACAAAUCCCAGGUGCUAUUUGAUUUCCCAUGGUACUGUAGUAAAAUGCAACUGAGAUAUAUUUGUACUUCUAAAAAUAAAGUUCUAUGAUUUUUUUUCACUUCUAAAA
Gracilinanus agilis (Agile Gracile Mouse Opossum) is the source of this 2677-nucleotide messenger RNA. It is a transcript of the gene FGA, whose product is annotated as fibrinogen alpha chain. The transcript has 6 exons. The record is from RefSeq and is a predicted model, not a curated record. Gene Ontology annotation, molecular function: signaling receptor binding; extracellular matrix structural constituent. Lineage: Eukaryota; Metazoa; Chordata; Mammalia; Didelphimorphia; Didelphidae. Bases 28 to 2466 code for a protein of 812 amino acids. Gene Ontology annotation, cellular component: fibrinogen complex. Gene Ontology annotation, biological process: blood coagulation, common pathway; fibrinolysis; positive regulation of peptide hormone secretion.